Apis dorsata (giant honeybee) is the source of this 2905-nucleotide messenger RNA. RefSeq names its product DNA helicase MCM9-like. Gene Ontology annotation, cellular component: nucleus; MCM complex. Gene Ontology annotation, molecular function: single-stranded DNA helicase activity; ATP hydrolysis activity; single-stranded DNA binding. The record is from RefSeq and is a predicted model, not a curated record. Lineage: Eukaryota; Metazoa; Arthropoda; Insecta; Hymenoptera; Apidae. Gene Ontology annotation, biological process: DNA replication; double-strand break repair via homologous recombination.
AAUCAUCGCACGGUGAGAAACGGGGACGCGAGAAGAUCGCAUUUGGAGCGCGGGAUAAUAAUAAAAAUUGCGAAAAGGUUGGAAACUCGAAAGGAAGGGAAGUGGAAAGCUCUGUAGCAGAAGUGUCGCCUCGAUGUCGCGCAAUUUUUCGAUCAACUUUCUAUAAAUACAGUCAUUUGUCACUCAUCGAGAGUACGGAGAGUCGAGAGAGAAAGAGAGAGAGAGAGAGAGCUCUGGGAUGCUCGAUAAAUCAUCAUUGAUUUAAAACGUCCCCUUGAAAAAAGUGCGAUGUACCACCGAUAAAAUUUGAUUUACCGUAUCGAGGGCGUAGCGUACUCUCUACGGUGGCUCAUACGUGUCUUAUAUUUAUUUUAGAACGUCGUCAGAAAAAUUACGGUCUACCGGUUGGAGCUCGACGCCGUCUGGGGACAUCGGUGGAUCAAUUUUUAAAGCCGCGCCAUGAAAACCGGCGUGAAGGGUCGCCGGCGAGAACAAUGACGAUGCUGAUGCCAGACAGUCGGUCGCAAAUUAUCCCUGCGAGGUAUUAUUAAUUAAAUAGGCUUGUUAACUCGCGUCUCCCGACGCGAAAAAAUUCUACGCCCUGUUAUAAAUUGUUGACGUGUGCCGAGAUAUCUAAUUUCUGAAAGAAAAAGAGAAAGAAAAAAAGAAAGAAAGGGAAAAAAUUGCAUUCGAUUUCAGUGGAACUGUGUGGCGUUAACCCCCCAAAGGGUGUGAAUUUGCAUGAAAAACAGCCAUUAAAAAUUAAAUGAACACAUAUGCUGAGUGGGGAGCACGUGACUUUGACAGUUUCGGCGGGAAGUCAGUAGCACGUGCGACAGCGUGAAUAGUGGAUGUGUCUAUAACCUCAAUUCUUGCGCUCCGCAAAUAAACACUUAAAAUGUUAAAAGAGUAUUUAUUGAAAAAUCACCAAAUAGAAUUGGAGGAAGUUUUGGAUAAUAUUGAUAUCAAUUGUUAUUAUUCGAUUUAUGUUAAUUUUGUAUCAUUGUUCGAGGAUGAUGCCGACGUUGCACAAAAAAUUUUGCAAUAUCCUAGAUAUUACUUACCAUUGUGCGACGAAGCAGCGAUAAAAGCUCAGGAAGAAAUAGCCAAACCGAAACAAAUUGUUAAAAAGAAGGUACGUAUUAGAGUUACUGCUGUGCCAGUUACAUUAGAUCAAGGGCAAAUUGGACAGCUUGUUUCAACGAGUGGCAUUAUCGUUAGGAUCUCCCAACCAAAAGUGUUAAAAUCUGUUCAAAGAUAUUAUUGUAGAAAGUGCAAACAUAUUACUUUGGCUAAGUAUGAAUGGGAGAGACAAACUUUUGCAGAUAUUACAGAUUGUGAAGAGUGUAAUGCUACAAAACUUAAAGUUUUAACUGAUUUUGAUUUGGAAGAUUCUUCAGAUUGUCAGGAAAUAGGAAUACAAGAAAAGUGUAAAAUAGAUACAAACAAAUCCUUGACUGAGGAACUUAGGAUUAUUCUAUUGGAUGAUUUAGUUGAUAAAUGUAGACCAGGAGAUCAUGUUGAGAUUAGUGGUGUUGUGAUAAGAAUUUGGGGUCCCUUAGAAGUUGGUGAACGUUUAGAAGCGACAACCAUGAUGUUAGGUAAUAGCAUUACAGUACGGCGUAAAAUAUCCGACACAUCUUCUUCUCAAGAAAUGAGAGAUGUUUUUAGAAAUUAUUGGGAAAAAUAUAGCGAUAAUCCUUUACUUGGUAGAGAUAAUAUUCUUGCAUCUCUUUGCCCAAAGCUUUAUGGAAUGUACACUGCAAAAUUAGCACUGGCUGUCGUUUUAGCCGGUGGCGUACCAAAAUGUAACGAAAGCGGUAAUUAUCUUUAUUAUCAUUCUUUUUAUUCUCUAUAUAAAAUACAAUGUGUCAUUAUAAAAAAAAAAAAAGGAACACGUGUGCGUGGAGAACCUCAUCUUCUUUUGGUCGGCGAUCCUGGAACUGGUAAAUCCCAAUUGCUUCGUGCAGCAUCUCGUUUGGCUAUAAGAUCGGUUCUUACGACCGGUGUGGGAUCGACUGCAGCUGGACUCACUGCAACCGCUGUUAGAGAUUCAGAAGGAUGGCAUCUAGAAGCUGGGGCCCUUGUAUUAGCAGAUGGAGGCGUCUGUUGCGUGGAUGAGUUCACAACCAUGAGCUCACAGGAUAGAACAUCCGUUCACGAAGCUAUGGAACAACAAACAAUAUCAAUCGCCAAAGCUGGAUUAGUUAGCACGUUAAACUCAAGGUGUUCAGUGGUUGCAGCUAUUAAUCCAUCUGGUGGUCAAUUCACCGAUGAUGAAGAAUGGGAAACGAAUUUAGGGGAUCCUCUUUUAUCACGUUUCGAUUUAAUCCUGCUUUUGAAGGACAAUAGGAAUUCAGAAUGGGAUAGGCUGACUUCGGAACAUAUUUUGAAGGCUGCUUACGAGACUAAAGAGAACAAUGCUCAGACAGACUCGAAAAAUCAUAUGGAACUUUUAAAAAGCGAAAGCUUGUGGAAAGAGGAUACUUUGCGAGAAUAUUUAGCAUAUGUACAUUCCCUGCAACCAAAAUUAACGAAGGAAGCGGAAAUGAUACUUCGAGCGACAUAUCUUUAUCACAGGUGUCAUCCAAAUAGGAGAGAAGAGAGAACAACAGUUCGACUUUUGGACAGCCUUAUUCGAUUAGCCGAAGGACACGCUAGAUUGAUGUACAGAUCGGAUAUAGAAAUCAUGGAUGUUAUAUUCGUGGCAAAAUUAGUUGGGACUGGAUCUACAUCCGAGAUUAAUCUUGGUUGUUCAUUUCCAAUAGAUCCAAUUGCAACAUACAAAUCUGAAGGUAAAAUACUAUUGAGGACUAUUGGUUUAGAGAAAUUGGAAAAUUUGUUAUAAAUAUUUCAAAUAUUUCUUGAAGAAGUUUUCUUAUUUUAAUUAUUGGAGUAUUGAAAG